This is a messenger RNA of Pollicipes pollicipes, 1000 nucleotides long. RefSeq lists its product as uncharacterized. NCBI's taxonomy places the organism in Eukaryota, Metazoa, Arthropoda, Thecostraca, Pollicipedomorpha, Pollicipedidae. The record is from RefSeq and is a predicted model, not a curated record.
UCUCGCGGCGCGACGCUGACCCGGCUGGUAUAAAACCGCCCGCCCAGCGGUGAAUCCUCACAUUCGGGUAGUCGCCAUCUACUCAGUGUGGACCCAAGCGAACCUUAGAAUGUGGCGGAUUCUGGUUUCCUUCCUGUUGUUCGCUGCGGCUGCGGCCCAAAACCAGGGCUCCGGCUUCGCCAGCAACCUGCAGCUCGCUGACGGAUACCUGCCGCCGCCGACGCCCAUUAACCCAACGACCGUAACAGCGCCAUGCGAGUCCAAGACUGUCGUCUACCGCACGCAGACGCGCGUCGUCACCAACACCAUCACGCGCACGGUUGUGUCGACGGUGCCGCAGUACGUCACGAAGACGAACGUCGUCACCAGCGUGGUGCCGAGCACCAUCGUCAGCACCCGGGUGUCCCAGGUGACGUCACUUGUGGUCCAGACGCGCAUCAGGACGAACGUGAUCACCCAGGCGGUGACGCGCACCGUUAGCCAGCCGGGCCAGACCCGCACCGUCACCUCGGAGCGUCUGCAGACGGUGGUCAGCACAGUUACCCAGCAGCGGGUGCAGACCCGCACUACGACCGUCGUGCGCGUGCAGACCCAGAUCAGCCGCGUCGUCCAGACCAUCACCCAGACGCAGACGCAGACGGUGCCGCAGGUGGUGUACGUCACGCGCACGGUGCAGGUGCCGGGCCGCACCGUCAUUAACACGCAGACCAGGCAGGUGGUGCAGACCCGCGUCAGCACCUACCAGCCGCCGCCACAGACCCGCAUCCAGACCAAGAUCGAGUACGUGACGCGCACCGAGACCCGCCAGGUGCCCGGCCCCACCGUCACGCAGACGCGGGAGGUCCUCUCCACCCAGGUGGUGUUCACCACGCGUGUGGUCACCGUGCCCCGCAUCAGCACGCGCGUGGUCCAGCAGACCAGCCAGCAGGUACAGUACGUGACGAGCACCCAGGUGGUGACGCAGACGCAGACCCGCCUCAUCACCUCCACCGCCGUGGUA